Fusarium venenatum is the source of this 1914-nucleotide messenger RNA. RefSeq lists its product as uncharacterized. The record is from RefSeq and is a predicted model, not a curated record. NCBI's taxonomy places the organism in Eukaryota, Fungi, Ascomycota, Sordariomycetes, Hypocreales, Nectriaceae. Gene Ontology annotation, molecular function: catalytic activity.
AUGGUCUCCCAAAAUGUUAUUGAUUUGUGUCAAGCAACUGAGACUGUGAGCUCCGUCCUAGCAAAGGAUCCGAGUCAAUCACCAGGAGACAUUGUCAAGAAGUUAUAUGGCCACCACGAACAUGGAUUACAUCACAACGAGUCGACCCAAAAGCACACACCACCGCCCUCUCCCCCAAAUGAAGCCAUCGAUGCAGCCGAGAGAGCCUUUCAGUGCGGCCACUGGGGCUCUACAGUACCUAGUCAACUCUUCCUACAAGCUUUCGCCGACGCUUUGCAAUGUCUCGACAAGGACCCAAUAGCUGGAGUCGUCUCUCCUCCUCUGAUGGGCUCUCAUGGCACCAUGCCUCUAACAGUGAUUGCGCCUUUGGCAGAUGUAAUGCGACAUACAGCGAAUCUCAUCGUACGCGCUCAAAAGGAAGUUUUUCUUAUCACUUGUUCUUGGGCUCCAUCCGUAGCGCAAAGGUUAAUUAGGGGCGCAUUGAUUGAACUUUCACGUCGCGCAGGUCACAGAGGAGAGAGGGUCAUAGUCAAGGUCAUGUACGACAAAGCCGGACCUGCAAACGCCAUAAAUCCACAUCAGAAUAUCAAACCCAAGACUUACACAGCCAAAUCGAUUGACCUUCCGUCACCAGAGGAGAUACCUCACAUCGAUAUGGAAGUGGUCAGUCUACACAGAUUCAUCUUGGGAACAUUGCAUGCAAAGUUCUGCGUGGUCGACCGCAAAGUUGCAUCUGUCAUGAGCAAUAACACUGAGGAUAAUGAUAAUCUCGAGAUGAUGAUCCAUGUCGAAGGACCAAUUGUUGACAGCAUAUACGACACGGCUUUAAUUACUUGGCAAAAUGGGCUUCAUCCUCAACUCCGUUUAUGUGACUCUCCGCCUGCCUCUGAAAGCGGUGUGCUAUCUGUCCAAAGACCUGGUUAUGAGGACAUCACUGCCACUCAAGAGCGAAUCGAAACCGUCACUAGAAGAGAUACCGAGGACGCAACUCGAGAGCAUACACCAGAGGAUCCUCAUUUCGAUGAAGAUAUCGCAGGUGAAGUCAAACGCAUGCAAGCCAGCUACUCCAAGAAAGAGGGGGAAACGCGUCUCCAGGCUGCCAAUCGCAAACUUAACGUUGCCGCGCCCACUCCAGUUGAGCCUACAGGGCCUGAGAUCCACGCUGGCGAAGAAAUGACGCCUUACAUUCUCACCAGCACCGAUGCCAAGCCAGUUCCAAUGGCGCUCGUAUCACGUCCUCCUUACGGCGCGAUCGACUCAAAGAAUGUCCAUGUCCCUCAGAAUGAAGCCUGGCUAUCCCUCAUUCGAAAUGCGCAGCGCAACAUAUUUAUCCAAACUCCCGAUCUCAAUGCUAGUCCCUUGAUUCCUACGAUCAUCGACGCACUCAAGAGGGGAGUGGAAGUCACUUACUACGUGUGUUUUGGAUAUAACGACCCUGGGGAGAUGAUUCCCGGGCAGGGUGGAACGAACGAUCAGAUUGCACAAACACUCGUCGCUUCACUGCCAGAAGACAGCAGUGAGCGCAAGCGUCUACAUAUAUACAACUACGUGGGAAAGGACCAAGAUCAUCCCAUUCACCAAUGCUUCAAGUCUCGGUCUUGUCAUAUCAAAUUGUUAAUCGUGGAUGGAAGUGUUGGGAUCCAGGGAAGUGGUAACCAAGAUACACAAUCCUGGUUCCAUAGUCAGGAAAUCAACGUGAUGGUAGAUAGCGUGGAGAUAUGUCAGAAAUGGAGAGAAGGGAUUGAUCGGAAUCAGAACACCAAGGAAUUUGGCAGGGUUGCGAGGGAUGGAAUUUGGAGGGAUGAAAGUGGGAAACCUGGGAAGGGAUACAUGGGUAAUCCAGGAACAGUGAUGGGGUUGGUCAAAGGCGCUAUGGGAAUGAUCCAAAAAUGGAAAGGGCCAGGGGGAUUUUAG